Molecule: messenger RNA, 1586 nt
Organism: Momordica charantia (bitter melon)
Lineage: Eukaryota; Viridiplantae; Streptophyta; Magnoliopsida; Cucurbitales; Cucurbitaceae
Product: NAD(P)-binding Rossmann-fold superfamily protein
Source: RefSeq, a predicted model, not a curated record
GCAGGGGAAGGGUAGAUGGUGAGUGAUUAUGGAGGGUGUGACAAAUUGGCAGUGGGGAGAAAGUUUUAUAGGAGAAAAGGGGAAACCCAAAGAACCCUCUAAAACCCCAAAUCCCAAUUCCAAAUUCCAAAUUCCAAAYUCCAAUGGAGGCAUUCCCAAUGAACUCACACAACGAUACAGAACAUCAUCUUCUAUUCUACUGAAUUCACUCAUCUUUCUUCAUUCUUCUAUAACAACCAUAUUCCCCCUCACCCAGUUGUUCAUUUCUUCAAUUUUCAGGACGAAGUAGAAAAACGAUUUCGUUUCCUUGGUGGGUUUCUUCUCUAAUUCACUACGAUUCUGUUGUGCCUCUGCUUUGCUUUGUGCUUCUCUAUUUCCAAGAUGCGCAAUAUGGGGAGCUCAAGCUCCAGCCGAGGCAUCGUCGCCAUUGUUGGCGUUGGGCCGAAGCUCGGCCGUUCCGUCGCUCGCAAGUUCGCCCACGAGGGCUACACCGUCGCUAUUCUCGCCAGAGACUUGGGUAGGCUAUCGAGAUUUGCGGAUGAGAUAGCGAGGGAAGAGAAGGCUCAAGUGUUUGCGAUUCGAAUAGAUUGCUCCGACUCCAGGAGUGUGAAGGAGGCAUUUGAAGGUGUUUUAUCUCUGGGAUUUGUGGAGGUUCUGAUUUACAACGCUAAUCAACAAGUUUCUCGGCAGCCAACUAGAUUCAUCGACGUUGGUCUCGAGUCUUUUGAGAAAUCGCUUGCUGUUUCAUCAGUGGGAGCUUUCCAUUGCUCCCAGCAGGUUCUUCCCGGCAUGGUGGAAAGAGGGAGGGGUACGAUUCUGUUUACUGGCUGCUCUGCUUCUCUGAAUGGCCUUGCUGGUUUCUCUGACCUUUGCUGUGGAAAAUUCGCAUUAAGAGCAUUAUCUCAGUGCCUGGCCAGAGAGCUCCAACCCCUGGGAAUACACGUCGCUCAUAUCAUCAUUGACGGUGUCAUUGGCCCACCAAGGACAAGUCCAACGUGUCACAGAGGAGGAGCAUCAUCGUCAUCGUCGUCAUCAACAUCAUCGGUUGGAUCUCAUUUACAGAGUGGGAUUAUUGGAGAUGGGAGUAUGGACCCAGAUGCGCUGGCUCACACUUAUUGGCACUUGCAUCUUCAGGACCGGACCGCUUGGACCCAGGAAAUUGAUCUACGACCUUCAAACCCCAGAUUGUUCUAGUUCUAGUUCUAGUUCUAGUUCUAGUUUUUAUUCUACAGAAAAUUAAACCAAAAGGAAAUGUCGUGCUCUGUGGUUGACCCACAUUUUUUUAUAUUAUUCUGCCACCAAACGGAACCAAUCAUUUAGGUUCACAGAUGUGUCCUUCGGAAUCCCCCACCUGCCUGUCAAAAUCCAAAGCUUUUUCUUACCCUUAAAGAAGAAGGAAGAUGCUCCAAUUUGGCUAUGAUUUUUUCUUUCUGGGGAUUCAUUGACUACUGGUUUUGUUGAUUACUAUUACUACUACUGUUUGGUUUUUGUAAAUAUGAUGUUGAGACUGGAUUGGAUUGAUUAGUGUUUAUGAUUGAAUUGGGGUUUGUUAAUGAUAAUUGAUUUAUGUUGGUGUUGUGAUUGGA